UUCUUGUUUUUCUGAUUAAAAUCAAAACAAAGCAGAUGGCAAAUGACAAAAUUACCUAAAAUUUUUGAGUAAAAUACUCGGUAAAAUAUCAUUAGUAAAAUUAAUAAUUAUAUGAAAUAAGGAUGUAUGAAAUAUACCACAAAAUUAAUCAAAUGUAAACUCAAGAAGUCCUUGUACAUCUGAAAAAAAAACAACUUUUUUUUGCUGAAAAAAGAUACCAGAGAUUGUAUAGUAAUUGAUUGAGUUCACUGGUGAAGACAGCAAAAUUUGUGGCAAUAGGACAAAAUGGUAGUUUGUAAAUAUUUUUUACAAGGAACAUGCAAGUUUGGGGAUUACUGCAAAUUUGAACAUCAAAUAAAUGAUAAUUUUAAUGGAUACCAAAACCAAACAGGAACAUCAAUAUUGCACCAAGCAAAUUAUGCCUCAGCACAAUCUCCAAAAUUACCUAACUCAGCAGAACCAUCAUCAUCUAAUGUUGAUACCAGCACUUUGAUCAAGGCAGUAGCAAAUGAUAUGACUAUGCUUGAAAAAGGUGGUCAGUGGAUGCUUUCUUGUUAUGCCCCUUUUAAAGAAAAACCUGCCUUUCCUGGCUUUGAAGAUCAAAGUUUUGAGGAAUUAAGGUUGGGGUAUUAUGAAGCAGCAAAAAAUGGAACCAUAGAUCAAUAUAAACAGCAAAUUCAAACUAUGAUCCAGCAAAUCAUGUCAAGAGUGAAAACUCUUCAAAAUCCAUCACCAGAUAUAGUAGAAAUGCUGAAGAAAAUUUACAACACCCCUCCAUCAUCUCAGUCAGGAGUGUUUUCAGGUAACAUAUUCAGCAGCCCUAACACUUCAUCAUUGAACCAGCAGCCUACCAAUUUUGGGAUAUUUGCACAAGGAAAUCAAAAAUUGUUUGCUAAUGUUCAACCACAACAGCAGGCUCCACAGAAUACAUUUGGGUCUAUGGGAACCAAUAUUUUUGGAGGAAAUAAUCAGAAUACUGGAUUUGGUGGGCAAAUUCCUACUAAUAGUCCCUUUGCAGCUCCCCAGGGCUCUCCAACAUUGCCAAGCACUAGUAAUAGCAUUUUUGGGCAGAGCAAUACAAACUUUGCACAACAGAGCAGUAUUUUUGGGGGCCAACAAAACCCUGGUUCUAUUUUUGGAGGUGGUAAUAAUGCUAAUGCUACACCAAUCACAGGUUCAAUCUUCGGAAGUAAUAAUUCAGCACUCACUCCACAGUCUUCCUCUCAAAAUGCAUCUCAGAAUGUUUUUGGUAAUCAGAACACCCAACAAAUGUUUGGGCAACCUACAUCACAUAAUACCAAUCUUUUUGGAACCCCUGCUACUCAGGAUCCUUUGCAAGUAACACCUGGUAUUUUUGGUGGCCCACAACCUGGUCAAAUGAGUCAUCAACCUGCCAGUAAUAUUUUUGCAUCUCCUGUUAGCCAAAGUCCUGCUCCAAAUACUUCUGUUUUUGGGCAACACACCCCUGUUGCAUUUAGUACUCCUGUCAAUUCUGAUUCUGCAUUUGGUCAUGGCAACUUAGGGGCACAAGUGCAUAGUGCUAAUAUUUUCGGGGGAGCCCCGGCGAACAAUAUGGCAACACAUGUAUCUGCUGUACAUGAUGAGAAGUUGUAUUCCAAACUAGAAGAUUUGAGCCCUGAAGAAAUUAAGUGGUUUGAAAGUGAUGAUUUGGAUAUUAUGAACAUUCCUGAAAAACCUCCUACCUUCCAAAUGUGCUUCAAAGUUUGAAUUUCAGUGUUGCCUAUUUUUAUUUAUGUAAUUAUUUUUAUUAAGAUGUUUUAUUACUGUUUUUUUUUGUACAAAUGAAAGAAAAUGAAAAUACAUUAUUACUUGCAAUUAUAAGACUGGAAACCACGUA
This is a messenger RNA of Phaedon cochleariae (mustard beetle), 1858 nucleotides long. The record is from the annotation of a GenBank genome assembly. NCBI's taxonomy places the organism in Eukaryota, Metazoa, Arthropoda, Insecta, Coleoptera, Chrysomelidae.